Molecule: messenger RNA, 1205 nt
Organism: Prionailurus viverrinus (fishing cat)
Lineage: Eukaryota; Metazoa; Chordata; Mammalia; Carnivora; Felidae
Product: histone H3.1
Exons: 1
Coding region: 17-427 (136 amino acids)
Cellular component (GO): nucleosome
Molecular function (GO): protein heterodimerization activity; structural constituent of chromatin; DNA binding
Source: RefSeq, a predicted model, not a curated record
GCUAGCCCUAGUUGUCAUGGCUCGCACGAAGCAGACGGCGCGCAAGUCGACGGGCGGCAAGGCCCCGCGCAAGCAGCUGGCCACCAAGGCGGCCCGCAAGAGCGCGCCGGCCACCGGCGGCGUCAAGAAGCCGCACCGCUACCGGCCCGGCACGGUGGCCCUGCGCGAGAUCCGCCGCUACCAGAAGUCCACCGAGCUGCUGAUCCGCAAGCUGCCGUUCCAGCGGCUGGUGCGCGAGAUCGCGCAGGACUUCAAGACCGACCUGCGCUUCCAGAGCUCGGCCGUGAUGGCGCUGCAGGAGGCGUGCGAGGCCUACCUGGUGGGGCUCUUCGAGGACACCAACCUGUGCGCCAUCCACGCCAAGCGCGUCACCAUCAUGCCCAAGGACAUCCAGCUGGCGCGCCGCAUCCGUGGGGAGCGGGCAUAAAGCUUUGUAGCGUUCUCCGUACACCCUACCCCAAAGGCUCUUUUCAGAGCCCCUCCAUUGUCACCAGAAAAGAGCUGUUAAACUUGUAGGGAAUAUACGGUAGGCUCGGGAACAACACGGGGCGGUUUCCAAUAGCUCCUGUGCCACACCAGGCGUGUGCUCCCGAAGACUGCAGGAGGUGGCUGUGCUGUGAAUCGGGAGGUUUCGCACUCGCUGACCCCCUCCUGGGACUUAGCACAAAGGAGCUGUUUGAACAUAUUGAAACGAACCAGCCAUGCUAGAAAUGAGCUGUUCUGGGCCACGUGAAGUGAUUGAAGGAAAGAAAUUUGAGUCCAGGUUUCUGUGCAUCGUGCAGUUGGCAAGAACCGCUUUACUUUUGUCAAGUAUCCCCAGUGCUUUUACAUCAAGGAAUGGGCCUCAAUUUGCUUCUCUUACUCGGAGGCACAGAACAUGUAGUACCCUCCGUGCUUAAAAAGGCUUCAACGUGAUGUUUGACAAGAAUAGUCUUUUCGGUUUUAUCCAUGUAUGUGAUUGUGGAAAAUGGGCCGACAAUGACCUACAUAUUCUGACCUGCAGGCUGUCCUCUGAAUUCUCAGGAGCUCUAAAAAGCAUAAGGUAUUUCCUUGUUUUAAAAUUGUGCUUCUCAGUGUGAAGUUGGGUUGUGAGGAUUUUUGGGUUUUUUUUUUCAAAAGGAGUCAAACGGAACUAAGAUUUUAAAGCUGUUACUAGUUUCCACAAAAAUAAUGGGUUUCCUAAUAAAUUUGUUGUGUCUAUUAAA